CUCCGGGCCACCACACAUUUGACACCGCUCAAUUGCCUUGGUUCACCUUCACCACUACUCAAUUUACUUAACGACCCAAAUACUCGACUCAUAAUGGGCGCCGCAGCGAAACGCGCAAAGCGGGAGGAAUUUCGCCAAAAGGUCGCCAAAGUCACUACAGAGUCGGGAGAAGGCUCCCCCGCCACAGUCCUCCAAUUACCCCAAAAGAGAUACUACCGGCAACGAGCUCAUGCGAAUCCCUUUUCAGAUCAUCUUUUAGAUUAUCCCCUCACCCCAGCGCAUAUGGACUGGAGUACACAUUUCCCAGCUUUCGUAAACCCCGACUCUACUCAGAAAACCCUAAGUGGCUCUCGAAAACUUCUGAAGGAUGUCGAGGUUGUGGAUAUCGGCUGUGGAUUUGGCGGACUCCUCGUUGGCCUCGCACCAGUCCUUCCCGACACAUUGAUGGUUGGCAUGGAAAUCCGCGCCCAAGUCGCCGAAUACCUCACAUCCCGCAUCCACGCCCUGAGAUUCCAACAAACCCACCUACAGCACUCCUCCACCACCACCACCACCACCACCACCACCUCCUCCUCCUCCUCUGAUCCCAAUCUAGAAAAACUGCCCCCCGUGCCCAGCGCAAUUCCCACAACAGAAGAAUCCGACACCGCGGCGGACUCUCCACCAUCCGAGCAGGUUUCCACAGUCCCAGGCGGAUACCAGAAUAUCUCUGCUCUCCGCGCAAACACCAUGAAGUUCUUCCCGAACUUCUUCGCGCGCGGCCAACUCUCCAAGAUCUUCAUCUGCUUCCCGGACCCGCACUUCAAAACGCGCAAGCAUAAGGCGCGUAUCGUUUCGGAGUCGUUGAAUGCCGAGUACGCUUAUUCGCUGCGGCCCGGUGGUCUGCUGUAUACGAUCACCGAUGUGGAGGAGUAUCAUUAUUGGAUCCUGAGGCAUUUCAAGCAGGAUGAUGCGGAGGGUCCUCCGGGGGGAAGCGGGGAUGCUACGGCUCCGGCGGCUUCCGGUACAGUUGAGAAGCUCCCCGGCGUAGAAGAGUUGUUUGAGCGGCUGACUGAGGAGGAGUUGCGGCUGGAUGAGUGUGUGCGGGUUAUGAUGGAUUCUACGGAGGAAGGCAAGAAGGUAACUAGGAACAAGGGGAACAAGUAUGUGGCUGUUUUCCGACGCAAGGCAGACCCAGAAUGGCCUCUUGAUGAUGAUGAUGAUAAUGGUUGUAUCUAAAUUAUUUCCAUAUGUGCUGGUAGUUUCACAAGCUAGUAGCAGGCGGGUAGGUUCCUGAAUAGCUUGCACAGAGGGGUUAAAAAGGCUUGCUCUUUUGGAUAUAUUGUAUUGAUAUAAUAUAAUUCGCUUUGUACCUUGAUC
Molecule: messenger RNA, 1359 nt
Organism: Aspergillus ochraceoroseus IBT 24754
Lineage: Eukaryota; Fungi; Ascomycota; Eurotiomycetes; Eurotiales; Aspergillaceae
Gene: trm8
Product: tRNA (guanine46-N7)-methyltransferase
Exons: 3
Coding region: 94-1218 (374 amino acids)
Biological process (GO): tRNA methylation; RNA (guanine-N7)-methylation
Cellular component (GO): tRNA methyltransferase complex
Molecular function (GO): tRNA (guanine(46)-N7)-methyltransferase activity
Source: RefSeq, a predicted model, not a curated record